UCCCGUGCCUCUUCCUUUAAGGGGGUGUGGCAGGAGGUAUGUCCUAUGACUACAUGCAUUUGUUAGUAGGCGUCCCUCAUUCCCAUCUUGGGAGGUGUGUGUGAGGGGAAGAGAGAGGUUUGGAUCAGAGAGCUCACUCCUGUGUUGAGAGGACUAGGCCUCACUUGGCCACACCCUGGUAGUACUCCAGUCAGGCUUCACACGGCACCCCUGAUUUCCACCGCAGCCUCACAUCUCACCCAUCCUCAUGUUCCUGCGACCGGAGCCUGAUCUGGGUUGGUUCCCCACCCAUGUCCAGGUCACCAUCCUAGAAGCCAAAGGCCUUCGAGCCAAGGGGAAACACGGCACCAGCGAUGCCUACACGCUAAUCCAGGUAGGCCGGGAGAAGUACAGCACCUCUGUGGUGGAGAAGACCCCAGGCUCCCCAGAAUGGAAAGAGGAAUGUACUUUCGAGCUGUCCCCCGGAGCCCUGGAGAGGGGGGAGAACUGCGAUCUCCAGCUGACGGUCAUGCAUCGGGCUCUUAUUGGCAUGGAUCAGUUUCUGGGGCAGGUCAUCGUACCUCUACAGAGGAUCUUUCAAGAGGGACGAUCCCAGAGGAACCAAUGGUACAAACUCCACUCGAAGACUGGGAAGAAGGAGAAGGAGCGAGGGGAGAUCCAAAUCUCCAUCCAGUUCACCCGCAAUAACCUGACCGCAAGCAUGUUCGACCUCUCCAUAAAAGACAAGCCAAAGACCCCUUUCGGAAAGCUGAAAGACAAGAUGAAAAUCAAGAAACGUUUUGACAUGGAGUCGUCUUCUGCCAUCGUACCAAGCAGCGUCGGCCGCCUAGACAGCGACGAGGAGGAAGAGAAGAAGCCAAAGUCUAAGGCGGCCGCUUUCUUCAAAGGGCAUCUACGCAAGAGCUCCCUGACCAAGUCCAAUACGUCUCUGGGCUCGGACAGCACCAUCUCCUCUUCCAGCGGCGCUGUACCCACCAAUACUGGCAUCUCUAUAGUGUUGACCGAUACUGCCAAGAAGCCUGCUGCCAGGAACAACAGUCUCUCCACUGAACCCUCAGUUAUGGACCAUAAAGCUUCUCCUAGACUGACCCACAAGAGGGCUUUCAGCGACGAAGUCAGUCAGGUGAAUACGUUCCCUGAACCAAAGGCUGUGCAGAACCUCAAACCAAAGAGCAGCCCCAUUUCCAAAUCUUCAAUGUGCAUCAAUGGAAGCCACGUCUACACAGAAGUGCCUCCUCCAAGGUCUCCUUCUCUGGAAAAAUCAUCACAAGCUUCCAAAUCUUUUCAGAAUAUUCUAAAGAAAGCAGAGGAGUCCGUGGUUCCUGAAGUCCUGAUGAGGCAGUCCCACGCUGGGGAGAAACCAGAGCGCAAGUCUGCCACCCCUUCAGUGUUUUCUACAGAAGAGGAGAAGAUCUCCUUAAAAAUUACUCCAAAGCCAAAACUUGACCAGGCCAGAGUGGAGACCAAGCCUGUGCAAGUCACAUCACCCAUGGUGUUUUCCGAGGACCUCUCCAAGAAUAAAGUCUCAGAGGUGAAGCCCAAAGAAGAGAAGGCCAAGGAUGGCCUCCAGCUUGAAUCUGGAAAGAAAGUGGUCAAUAAGGCCAUUGAAGACCCCAAACCACAUGUGCCUUCGAGUUCCGAGGACAGAAGCAAAGUCGGCAGUUGGUUCGGUUCCAAAGAUGCAAAGGAUACACCACAAAAACCAAGUUUUCCCUCUGGGUCUAUUGCUACCUCAGAAGCUGCUGAAAGGGGCUCUACUCUUGUGGAGGAACACAGUCCACCAGUCUUCUUUCCACCUGCAGAAGAUCAGACGUCAUCCGUGUACCAAAAGGGAAUUGACUCGGAAACUUUUGAUAUCGAUGACUCUUCGGCAUCUCCAGAAACCGUAUCGGAAUGGGAGGAACAAUUUGAUGUGUUUGCUUCAAGCCGACUGCAAAAAUCACCAGAAACCAAAGAACCCUUCAUUGGCGACUCUGAAAAGAAUCCAUCACUUUUUUUUUUUGGUGUCCAUGGACCCGAGAUUGGGCAAGAUUAUGGUGAGGAGAGUAGCUUGAAUAGGCCAAGUUUGCAAGCACCUUUUUGGUCAGGUCAUACAGAAAAUGACAGAAAAAAGACAGAUGAAAGCCCCUUUCCCUCUCCUAUCUUUCCUACAUCCUACAUUCCCCCCUAUGAGUCUGCUUCAAAUGGGACAUUCACUAGGGACUUAACUGCAGAUCAGCUGCAAUAUCCUAGUGUAAAAGUGCCAACUUCUAAACCCAGUCCAAUAAAAAUCAAAUAUGUAGAAACCAGCCAAACCGAAAACAAAGUAGCUUCUGUCUCUCCAAUUCUGAUUAAAGAACAAAGCCAGGUUAAUUCAGAAGACAUGUCUCAAAAUUUGGUGCAUCCAAACAAUUCCCCUACUCGUAGAAUUUUCUCUUCUACCAUAGCUGAAAGUGCGCAUGAGCUGAGGGACAGCACUGGCCUAAUUAUUGAGGAGGUAAAGGCUGCUAUCCAACCCAGGCAACAGGCAUUGAUAGAACAUAAUUUUGUUAGGGUAGGUGAAGACCUUUCUCCAGAACCCGUUACGAAUGCAAAGGCACCAGUAGAAAACAGAGUUAAUGAGUUAAUUAAAGAACAGGCCAUAAGUGCGGAUAUAGGGUCCUUGGCACCACCCAAGCCCCGACAGCUUACGUUGCCACCUGCCUUUGAACCCAUUGAGUCUAAUGUAGAUAAUUGCAAACAAACAAGCUUUCAGGACACCAGUGGAAAACAAACCGAGAGCCCAGAGGAACAUGAGCUUGAGCAAAACAUGGGGGAUAGCAAACACACACACUCUCCAGUGGCCUGUUGUCCUGUAAUUGAGAUCAGAAGCCCAGUGUUAGGUUCUACAACUGAGCACACCCAAUCCACCGCUGAGGGCCUUCUGACUAAUUUAAGAGAAGGAAAUAAUGAACGUCCAAAGCUGGGUGCUGCUAAUGGGGAACACCUGUUAGACGUAAAUGACACCUCUGCGGCAGAGCAGUUCAGGACUUGCCUUUCGAGCGUCUCACUAGACUCCUCAAGUCUUCAAGAAAACUCAAACAAAUUGGAGAUAAUUAAGCAUGGUCCAUCUGACUUGCUCUCAACGUUGGGUGACAACAAACAGGAUAAUGAGGACUUUAUCUUCCAAAAGCCAACGUCUUUGCCAAAGAAACAAAAGGGGAACUGGACAGAGGAUACAAGUGCAUCUAAAAAACACAGCCAAUCUGACGUUUUGUUUUGGUCUGCCUUGGAGGAACAAUUACUGUCCAGCAUGGCAGAGCCAACAACGGACAUGCAGAAUGUCAAUGUUUCCUUGGAAUCCAGUAUGCUCCCUAACCAGACUGUGGAAUACAGAACUGAGCCAAACAAUGGUAAAAAUAAAAAUUUAAUAAGCCACCUAAUAGAAUCUCAUAGCCCACCACCAAAUGAGAGUUCAAGUACACUUGAGUCUAUUGAAAGAAUAUUGGUAGAAGACAGCCAUCCUAGUGUUUUACUAAGCCAGCAGUCCUCUUGGUCAGCAGAUAUCAUUGUAGACUUUAAGAAUGAAGACUUUUGGAAAACAUACUCUUACCAGUUGGACCAAAAUGACCUAAAAAGUUUACCAAAUCCUGGAAAUCCCUUUACGCCUACUGAUAAAGCCCCUUUAAGUCACAAGAACCCAUUUAGUGACCACUCUACAGAAAGUCAAAGUUCUGAAUCUUCUUCUUCUCUACAAGAAGACAUGAGCUUCAAAGAUCUUCAUGCAAGGGCAAUCGAGGGGCUCUCAUCUGACGUCAUCACUGCUGAUGUGAAAGCUCCUAAUGUGCAUGGCAACCAACCCCUGGCUUUCUCUACUCCUUCCUUAUUAGCUGCCCCAAACCCUAAAUCCUCAAACUUCCCCUCUCCGAUACAGUUUUUGACAGCUUCCGGGGUCACCACCACCACCGCAAACGCCCACAUAGCAACUUUGUCGUAUCUCCACUCUCCUGCUUCCAGUGGUGUGACGUCGCCAGCACCUGUGGUUCUGCCUCAGGAGACACAGCCAGCUGAAAAUCCUUUUAUGCCUCUAACGAACAGUCCACACCCUGUGAAGCCCAUCAGUGCUGCACCAUUAGAACCGGCCCCUGAUAAGAAGGCGCACAAGCCGGUUUUGUCCACAGCACUGACCAGUGGUCUGGAGUUGCUGAAACAUGUGACCACAGGACAACAUUCAUCUAGCAAGAAGCAGGAGUUGGACCGAAUCAAGGAUGUGUCCUCUCCAGACCAGGCAGCCAAAUAUUACCACCUGACCCAUGACGAGCUGAUCAGGAUGUUACUGCAGCGAGAGGCAGAGCUGGAGUAUAAGGAUAUCCACAUGCAGGAGUUGGAAGACUACAUAGACAAACUUCUGGUGCGCAUUAUGGAACAGGCACCUGCACUUCUCCAGGUUCCUCUGGAGACCAAGAAAUAAAAGCUAAGGGGGAGACCUGGUGGAAAAUGGUGAAAAGGUCUCCAGUUAAAUUCUUAUACUGUGGAUAAGUGACUGUUACGCUCACAUUGGUUGAGGACUCCUAGAGAAGACUUGUACAGGUGGCCUUCAACUCUUCUGCCAUAACAACAAUAUGGUGCUGAGCAUCCUUGACACAUUCAAAUGCUAUCAUAGCUCAGUUUCACUCCUGGAUUUAUUAUAUAUUGUACUUUAAAGUCUUCAGCCUGGCCUAACUCUGUGCUUGGUGUACAACACACAAGAUUGAUUCAAGUAUUUAAGGACCACUAUACCAUUACAUAUACAUUACGAUAGAGCUGCUAAUAACACCCACAGCUAUGUAUAUUAAAUUCCUCACGCUAUGUAUAAAGAGUGAUAUUUGAUGAUGAUGCCCAAAUAACUGCUCUCCCAAACUAUGCCACUUCUAAGGAACAUCUACCUAUGGAUGAAUGUUAUUACGCAUAUACACGCCAAUUUAUAAAAAUGAAUUUUGUUAUGUCUAAA
Molecule: messenger RNA, 4948 nt
Organism: Rana temporaria (common frog)
Lineage: Eukaryota; Metazoa; Chordata; Amphibia; Anura; Ranidae
Gene: RAB11FIP5
Product: RAB11 family interacting protein 5
Exons: 7
Coding region: 248-4429 (1393 amino acids)
Biological process (GO): regulated exocytosis
Cellular component (GO): early endosome; recycling endosome; secretory granule
Molecular function (GO): small GTPase binding
Source: RefSeq, a predicted model, not a curated record